UCAAUCCCUGAGUCCCGGCCAGUAAUUACUCGCCCGGUGAUUUCCAAAGAUCUCCGACGGGGAGGAGAACUGUUUUGUCCACUAACAGUUCUCCUCCCUGUCAGCUCGGGCACACUGCUUUGGAUGGCUGUUGUGAUUACAAUGAAGCACACAGACACCGCCCCAUAGUAAAACACUCCCUGCACACAGUUAUCCCUUUGAUCGCCCCUCAUGUUAACCCCUUCCUGCCCAGUGCCAUUAGUACAGUAUCAGUGCUUUUUUUUUUUUAUAGCACUGAUCACUGUAUUGGUGUCACUGGGGAUGUCAUUGACACCAAGUCAGUUUCCCCCAGUGUCAGAAUGUCCGCCGCAGUCCCACUAUAAGUCGCUG
This is a messenger RNA of Staurois parvus, 369 nucleotides long. Lineage: Eukaryota; Metazoa; Chordata; Amphibia; Anura; Ranidae. The record is from the annotation of a GenBank genome assembly.